UUGUGGAUGUCUUUAUGUAUUUCAGAGGUGCUUCACCAGCGAGUGGCUGCUCUGGAGCAGGAGAGGGCCGAGUUCCUGAAACUCAAGCAGCAGCUAGAGGUGGAGUUCAACCAGAAGCGAGCCAAGUUCAAAGAGCUCUACCUGUCCAAGGAAGAGGAGCUGAAGAGGCAGACGGCUGCCCUGGAGUCUGCUCAGACCGAGCUGGGCUCUGUGCACACGCAGCUGUCUCAGGCCCGGGCUGAGAUCGAGACCAUCAAGGCAGUGGCUACCGUGUCAGAAAACACCAAACAGGAGGCCAUCGACCAAGUCCGCAGCCAAUGGCAGGAGGAGGUGGCCUCACUGCAGGCCAUCAUGAAAGACACUGUGUGUGAGUAUGAGGUCCAGUUCCACCAGCGCCUGGAGCAGGAGCGCGCCCAGUGGAACCAGUACCGUGAUGCUAUGGAGAGGGAGCUGGGAGACCUGAGGCGCCGGCUCUCUGAGGGGACGGAGGAGGAGAACCUGGAGGACGAGAUGAAGAAAGCUCAGGAGGAUGCAGAGAAGCUGCGCUCAGUGGUGAUGCCCAUGGAGCAGGAGAUAGCAGCCCUGAAGGCCAAGCUGACCUCAGCCGAGGACAGGGUGAAAGAGCUGGAGGCCUCCAAGGUUAAAGAGCUCAAUCACGUUCUGGAGGCUGAGAAGUCGUGCCGCACGGACCUGGAGAUGUACGUGGCUGUGCUGAACACUCAGAAAUCUGUCCUGCAGGAGGAUGCAGAGAAGCUGAGGAAAGAGCUUCACGAAGUCUGUCACAAGCUGGAGCUGGAGCGGCAGCAGCACAACCAGCUGAAGCACACGUGGCAGCGAGCCAACGACCAGUUCCUGGAGUCCCAGCGCCUCCUCAUGAGGGACAUGCAGAGAAUAGAGAGCGUGCUGUCCUCAGAGCAGCUCCGACAAGUGGAGGAGGUGAAGAAGAAAGACCAGGAGGAAGAUGAGAAAGAGAGGCUGAGCCAAGUGAAGGACCUGCAGGACGGGGACGGAGGAGACAGCACUGAGCCACUGGAGGACUUACUGCUUGGACUGAGUGUAGAGGAAAACAAUGCCAACCACAGCACCCAUGGCUCCAUGCACUCCCUGGACACUGAUGUGGCAGCAGGAGGGCCCAUGGAUCCCUACAAGGACAACCUGCGCCGCGUCCAGUCCACAGACAGCCUGGGCUCCACUCUGUCUGCCCAGCAGGGGCUGGGGGGUCACAACCAUAAGGCCAAGUCAGCCAGCAACUUGGAUGAGUCGGACUUUGGGCCCUUAGUGGGAGCCGACUGUGGGAACACAGACAAUAGUUUUGGAGAGACUUCGUCCAUCAGCUCCAUCAAGCUGACAGCGGGUCACUUCUUGUUGACUAAAGACCAGGAAAAGGCAAUCAAAGCCAUGACGCCGGAGCAGGAGGAGACGGCCUCCCUGCUCUCCAGCAUCUCCCACGCCCCGGACACAGCCUUCCUACCCCCGCCAGGCUACCGGCUGGUCAGCGACUCUGAGUGGAACCUCCUGCAGCAAGAGGUGAAAAAUGCUGGCAGGAAGCUCGGCCGACGCUGCGACAUGUGUUCCAACUACGAGAAACAGCUGCAGGCCAUCCAAGGACAGGAGGCCGACACACGGGAUCAGGUGAAGAAGCUGCAGGUCAUGCUCCGCCAGGCCAAUGAUGAGCUGGAGAGGACAAUGACAGAGAAACAGAAUCUGGAGGAGUCCGUUUCUGCCCUCAUGCAGAGGGUUCAGGAGUCAGAGGCGCUGCUCAGCACACUCCAGCAGGCCUUCAGCGAUGCUAAGAGGAACACACAGGAGCAAAUGGUGGUGCUGGUGAAGUCACGGGAGCAGGUGGCAGAUGAGCUGAGCCGACUCCAGAGAGACAACGACAGCCUGCAGGGGAAACACAGGCUGCACCUGGAGCUGCAGCAACAGGAGGACUUUCAGAUGCCCGGCACUGUGCAGGAGCUCCAGGGCCUGGUGUUGCAGGUGCGUGAGGACCUGGUGGCGCUGCGCACGUCUGCCGAUCACAUGGAGGAGAGGCUGAAGGCUGAGAUCCUGUUUCUGAAGGAGCAGAUCCAGGCGGAGCAGUGUCUGAAGGAGAACCUGGAGGACACUCUGCAGCUGGAGAUUGAGGGCUGUAAGGAGGAAAUAGCCUCUUUCUCCAGUCUGAAGACAGAGCUGGAGAGAAUAAAAGCAGAGAAGGAGCAGUUGCAGAGCAGCCUUUUGGAGAAGACUGAAACACUGCAGAGCCUUCAGGGCAUGAGGGUCAGGCUGGAGCAGCAGAUGAUCGAGCUGACCACGGCAAAGAGUACACUAGAAAGUCAGGUCCUGGAUGAAAGGGACAAAGCCCAGCGGCUGCAAACCGAGCUGGAUGUCAGUGAGCAGGUUCAGAAGGACUUUGUUAAACUCUCCCAGACGCUCCAGGUAAGCAGCCCUCCACCGCUCUGA
Menidia menidia (Atlantic silverside) is the source of this 2442-nucleotide messenger RNA. Lineage: Eukaryota; Metazoa; Chordata; Actinopteri; Atheriniformes; Atherinopsidae. The record is from the annotation of a GenBank genome assembly.